GAGAGAGACAAGACUGUCCGUGUCCGAGGUUCUCUUCCACAGAUGAGCCAUUGGAGUCUCCAGGCUUUCACAAAGGAAGCUUUGAGCCAGACAUUGUGUUGGGUAGGUGUGAGGCGUGAGGGUGGAACAGUAAGGAGGGGGCGUAGCCCCUGGCCUGCGUCGGUAUGGCAUGUAGACACGGGGUGUGAAAUGCAAGCAUCAUUCCAGCCUGUCUUAAGACCCUCAGGUUGGACAGCAGAUCUCCAGAUUCCAGCCAAGGAACAGCACCAAGGUGUAGAGUGUGAGGCUAAAGGGUAUCAGAGUGACCAUGCCUCGUCUGUGUGCCUCGCUGCUCCUGUGUGGCUUGGUGAUGGGACUCCUCUACCUCACGGGGGCAGAAGAGAGCCAGGCUGAAUCCAGGGAGAAGCGGGGCGUGCCCAACUGGGCCCUGACGUCCUCCGACUUCUUCGGCUGGGUGGAGGAGCUGCGCUCUAAUGCUGGUUACGACAAGCUGGAGGAGCUGGCCAGGACCUUCUGGGCCCACUUCCCCUCGGCCAGUCGCCUGGGCUACGACCCCCCCGCCCACGAAGACUGAGACCAUGGAUGACGUAUUCUGCGACACCAAACGUGACCCCUCACAUCACAUAUCAGCUGUGCAACAGAGGAAAAACGUGAACCCAAAAGGAUUUUUCUUUUCU
Electrophorus electricus (electric eel) is the source of this 677-nucleotide messenger RNA. RefSeq names its product otospiralin 2 (gene otos2). Gene Ontology annotation, biological process: sensory perception of sound. NCBI's taxonomy places the organism in Eukaryota, Metazoa, Chordata, Actinopteri, Gymnotiformes, Gymnotidae. The record is from RefSeq and is a predicted model, not a curated record.